UAGAAAAGUGAAGAGCUUCAACAUUCCAUAAUCAAUCCAUAUCGUCGAAGUCUGCCUAGGGCAUGCAGUAUACACUACACACAUACGGCAAAACAUUCAAAUCUCUUCGUACCUAGGACCCUACAUCCAUACCCGGGAAUAUAUUUUCACUCUUCUUCCGCCUUAAUUAUAGGCUCCCAGAGCAAAGUAAAAUAAAGUAGAUAUGACCGAGAAACGACCUGCGCCUGAUGAUCCAGGUGCAGGCCAAUUAGUUGUCAAGAGACAGAAGCCUGGGACCAGUACCGCAUUAUCACGUCGAGAUGGAGGAUCCGUGUCCAGCGCACUGGUUCAAUCGACUAUUAGGACGAGCAACUUGGAAGCGCCGUUGAUGGAACUCUCGGGACACUCUGGAGAGAUCUUUUCCGCUAAAUUCAAUCCUACGGGGGCGCUGAUUGCUUCGGGUUCCAUGGAUCGAAGCAUUUUACUGUGGAAAUCCGAAGGCGCGUGCGAGAACUAUGGCGCGUUAACAGGACACCGAGGCGCCAUCUUGGACCUUCAGUGGUCUCGCGAUUCUGAAAUAUUAUACUCUGCCUCCGCCGACAUGCAUCUUGCGAGCUGGGAUUUAACUUCUGGCACUAGGAUACGUCGAUACAUCGGCCACGAAGAAAUCAUCAAUACUGCGGACAUAAGCAAACGAGGCGAGGAACUCUUGAUCAGUGGAAGCGAUGAUGGUACUAUAGGCAUAUGGGAUCCUCGGUCGAAGAACGCGGCCGACUUCAUAGAAACCGAGUUCCCAAUUACCGCUGUGGCAGUUGCAGAGGCUGGUAACGAGAUAUACUCGGGUGGAAUCGACAAUGACAUCAAGGUCUGGGAUAUGCGAAAGAAGGCCGUAGUCUACUCUAUGCUAGGUCAUAACGAUACAGUAACUAGCUUGCGCGUCUCUCCCGACUCACAAUCAUUGCUGUCAUACUCCCACGACUCGACGGCGAAAACCUGGGAUAUAAGACCAUUCGCGCCUACCGAACGACACAUUCGCACAUUCGACGGGGCGCAGAUGGGAAUUGAGAAGAACCUGGUACGAGCUAGUUGGGAUAAUGCUGGCAAGAAAAUCGCAGUAGGCGCCGGCGACGGGACCGUAGUCAUAUGGUCGAACGAUACCGGCAAGCUUCUUUACAAGUUACCGGGUCACAAGGGAGUAGUCAAUUGUGCGGAAUUCACUCCCGGCGAGGAGCCCGUCAUACUGUCCGCUUCUUCGGAUCGAAGAAUGCUGCUUGGUGAGCUGCGUUGAUGGAGGUUCAAUGCGACAAGAAGAGUGCGGAGAUGAUCAGAUUAUCGUGAACGGUUCUAAGUAGCCACGUUCCAUCACAGCCUUACGUCACAGAUACCCCGAUGACUAGACCCCUGAUUUCGGAUCGUCAUCAACACGUUUGAUCUAGGCUUGUGGCUCGUUCGAUGACCGAUAUCUACGAUGAUAGGAGUCGGCUAAGGACUUACGGGAGGAUUUUGUCCGGGGUACUAUCUCCGAAGAUUUAGAAAGACCCUGCGUUUGUCUUGGGGUAGCGUGACGACAUCCUCCUAACUAGUCGAGGUCGAUAAUUCAGAUGACCAGAAGACCAGAAGACCAGAACCGGAAGACAUCUAAUCUAGGUAGGAAGCCUCAUAUAAGCUUUAUUCAUGUAGUGUAAUGUCACAGCAUUAAAAAUGAAGAAGAUCUUACUAGGUAC
This is a messenger RNA of Annulohypoxylon maeteangense, 1703 nucleotides long. RefSeq names its product WD40 repeat-like protein. The coding region runs from base 203 to 1267 and encodes 354 amino acids. NCBI's taxonomy places the organism in Eukaryota, Fungi, Ascomycota, Sordariomycetes, Xylariales, Hypoxylaceae. Gene Ontology annotation, cellular component: catalytic step 2 spliceosome. The transcript has 5 exons. Gene Ontology annotation, molecular function: RNA binding; protein binding. The record is from RefSeq and is a predicted model, not a curated record.